This is a messenger RNA of Rotaria sp. Silwood1, 280 nucleotides long. The record is from the annotation of a GenBank genome assembly. NCBI's taxonomy places the organism in Eukaryota, Metazoa, Rotifera, Eurotatoria, Philodinida, Philodinidae.
UUCAUUAUCUGAAGUAAGUGAUUUAAAUUUAUUUUAUAUAAAUUUUUAAAUAAAAUUAUUUAUUUAUGUUUUCUUUUUUUUUUUCUGUUAGAUUGAUCAAAAUCAAUUAUCAACGUUAUCAGACGAUAGUUCAACAGAAGAAUCUCAAUUGUCGAAUCUUGAAUGUCGUGUUUGUGAUGCUCCUGCUCAUGGUUUUAAUUUUGGUCAAAUCACUUGUGGACCAUGUAAAGCAUUUUUUCGUCGAAAUGCAUUCCGAAAUAAGGUAAUAGGCAUUCAAUGA